UCAAGUAAUUUUAUUAUCGUGUGUUGAGAGUUACGGGUGGAUCGACGUGACGUCACGUGACCGUGAUCGGGUCGCAAUAAUCAUGGCGACGUUAACAAUGCUCGCUAGGCUCGUGUCAUUUCGCCCUGCUCACGCCAAAUUGCUCGAGUUACCAUGGUCCAGGUGCGAUGCGUUUCCUUAUGGUAAAACUGCAAUGGCCUGCAUAUGCUCUGAUCAAACAUUCAUGUACGACCUGCUCGUUAUUGGUGGUGGAUCCGGUGGUUUAGCAGCAGCUAAAGAAGCAGUGGAUCUAGGUGCAAAAGUUGCAGUUUUUGAUUAUGUUACACCAUCUCCUCAAGGUUCCACUUGGGGUUUGGGUGGCACUUGCGUAAAUGUUGGUUGUAUACCAAAGAAAUUGAUGCAUCAAGCUGCUUUGCUAGGAGAAGCUGUCCAUGAAUCUACGUUCUAUGGUUGGCAAUUGCCAGAUCCGAAAACUAUUCAACACGAUUGGGAGGAAUUGAGAACCGCUGUACAAAAUCAUAUAAAAUCUGUGAAUUGGACCACGCGUGUAGAUCUUAGAACAAAAAAAGUUGAAUAUAUCAAUGCGGAAGCAUACUUUAAGGAUGAACACACGCUGUGUGGAAAAAUGAAGAAUGGAGAACAAAAGACGUAUACAGCUAAAAAUAUUUUGAUUGCUGUAGGUGGUAGACCAAAAUACCCCGACAUUCCUGGUGCUUUGAAACAUGGUAUAACCAGCGAUGAUAUUUUUAGUUUAAAGAAAGCACCAGGAAAAACGCUUGUCGUUGGCGCAGGAUACAUUGGCUUGGAGUGUGCUGGAUUCUUGAAUGGUUUAGGCUACGAUGCAACAAUAAUGGUUCGUUCCAUCAUUUUGCGAGGAUUCGAUCAACAAAUGGCAAACAUUGUUGCCCAGGAAAUGGAAAGACGCGGUGUACACUUCAUCUAUCAAGCUAAGCCGUCGAAAAUUGAAAAACAAAGCGACGACCGGCUUCUCGUAUAUUGGGUCGAUAAAGACGGACAGACCCAUCAAGAUGUCUUCGACACUGUUCUUUUUGCUAUUGGUCGUAAAGCGCUCACAGCAGAAUUAAAGCCCGAGAACGCUAAUUUAAAAGUUGUUCCUGAUUCUGGAAAAAUUGACGCGGUAGACGAACAAACGAAUGUUCCACAUAUAUACGCUGUCGGCGAUGUGCUUCAUAAAAAACCAGAGUUAACACCUGUUGCUAUACAUGCUGGACGAUUGUUGGCAAGAAGAUUGUUUGGAAACUCAACGCAACAAAUGGAUUACACGAACGUAGCGACGACAGUGUUCAGUCCUUUAGAAUAUGGCUGUGUCGGUCUCAGCGAGGAGGCUGCGAUUGCUAUUCACGGAGACGAUAAGAUAGAUGUGUACCAUAUGUAUUAUAAACCCACGGAAUUUUUUGUACCGCAGAAGGAUGUUUCUAAUUGUUAUCUGAAAGUUGUUGCUUUUAAAGGCGGUGAUGAAAGAGUGCUUGGCAUGCACUUCGUCGGUCCACAUGCUGGUGAAGUCAUCCAAGGCUUCGCGGCUGCUAUGAAGUGCAAUUUAACAUUCCCAAAACUUAAAGACACAGUUGGCAUCCACCCAACAGUCGCAGAAGAGUUCACACGAGUGUCCAUAACUAAACGUUCCGGGCUCGAUCCUAAGCCAACGAGUUGCUGUAGCUAAAGGGCACGUAAUUUUGAAACUCGUUAAAUUACUGAUACUUGUGAAUAUUAUAAAAGUGCGAUCGAUACUAAACGUUUUACGUGCUUGCGCGUGACUAUUCGCCUCGAAGCUAAUUUAUUGAAAGAGGUUUUCAAUCGAAAAUAUUUUUUACCAAGUGCAUAUAGGAGGAUUAUUAGGAUAUUACAGUAUUUUGAACAAAACGUUGUAAAGCAAUUUACGACGCAUCCCAUCGAAAAUGAUAUUUGCUUCCUACGAAGCACGUUAUCGACAUGAAUUGAAUUUGCAUGUUGUACUUAUAGCGAUUUUUAUAAAUAUAAUUUUUGCAGGUACAAUAUAUAUUAUGUAUACAUUCGAAUGGAAAUAAAUAACACUGAGCAUAUUUAUAAGAUGGUCACAAAUUAU
Colletes gigas is the source of this 2083-nucleotide messenger RNA. RefSeq names its product thioredoxin reductase 1, mitochondrial-like (gene Trxr1). The transcript has 8 exons. Bases 83 to 1681 code for a protein of 532 amino acids. NCBI's taxonomy places the organism in Eukaryota, Metazoa, Arthropoda, Insecta, Hymenoptera, Colletidae. Gene Ontology annotation, biological process: cell redox homeostasis; glutathione metabolic process; cellular response to oxidative stress. The record is from RefSeq and is a predicted model, not a curated record. Gene Ontology annotation, molecular function: thioredoxin-disulfide reductase (NADPH) activity; flavin adenine dinucleotide binding; glutathione-disulfide reductase (NADPH) activity. Gene Ontology annotation, cellular component: cytosol; mitochondrion.